AUCUAAAACGGAAGAGACGAGUGAGUUCACAUAGUUAAGAACGCCGUACAAAGGUGAAAACGGCUAUGAAAACCGUCUUUCCGCUUUUAGCAACCCAAACCAAAACCUUCUCUCUGAUUCUUCCGUCCAACGAAUUCAGUUUUCAGCUACAACUUUCUCGUUCUUUUCUUUUCAGCAAUACUUUCGUUUUUUUUUUCUCUAAAUUAUUUCCAUUUCCAGAAUUUUAAAUUCUCACUGCGUCAACUUCAGAGCUGAGUUGCCCCUGUUUUGUUGAAUUCUAUGAGCAGGGAUUUCGUCAUGGUCGAGGAUUUUAAGGUCGGUUAGACUCGCUGCCACUCUCACCAAACCCAUUUCUAGGGUUCACGUGUUAGAAAUCCUCAAUUGCUUUGUCAAAAUUGUCGUCUACCUCAAUUUUUUUUUUUAAACUAUGUUAACAGUUCACACAUAAUAACGAGGAUUGGAGUCCCUCACAAUUUGCCGGUCGUUGACAAGAUUUUCGAAAUUCUAGGUCCCUUGUACUUUACGCCGUUUUAUUCCUCAACAUUCAGGUUUUGGGAACCCUAACUAAGUUCCUUGUUAUUGAGUUAACUUUGUGGGUUUCUUAAUGGCUUGUUGUUUUUAAGGUGUAUGUUUGAAAUGUAUUUUCUCCUCUAUAUCUAGUUCCAGUUGUGUUGUGGCUUUUUGUGGAUUGGAAUUCUCUUUGGGGUUUGGAUGCGUAGCUUUGAGGUAUGGGAACCUCGGCCUUUAAGUUGUUGUUUAUGGAUCCGGAUUCUCUAUAGUGUGAAGACUGUAGAAAAUGAGUUAGAGAGAUGGAUAUGAUGGCGUUAGAUUAAUAAUUAAUAUUUAACAUAUAUCGAGAUUGUAAAAGGACUUUAAAUCAGCUCAACGAAAUGCAAUCAGGAAAUACGAAAGCAGUUGCAUAUCCUGGCUUGGGCAUGGGCUUCCAACUUACCAUUCUCAAAAAUCUGCUGUUGUGAUGUUACUUCGAGAGUGCUGGUGAAUAUGGAAGCGGCGUCUCAUGCAAAUUUUUACACAGAGGAACUCUAGCAUUGGUUAAAUUUUUCAGGAAGUUUGAUUUCCAAACCAAGUAUGGAAUACCCCUUUUCCUCCAAGGAAAGAGAAAUUGGGGAUUGGCAAUCUUCGGGAACUCAGUUGGUGGGAUCAACAUCAUUAGAUGGCAGAAUGAGCAAUUCAAUAUCAGAGGAUAUGCCCAAUAGCUUCUCAGAGCUCAUGAACUUUGAUACUUAUGCUGGUUUGUGCAACAGCCCAUCCAUAUCUGAUCAGAUUUUGGCUAAUGAGCUUCCGUCAUUUGCUUCAUUACCCUAUUCAUUGCCUGAUGGAUUCAACCUAGUCCAACAGAACAAUGGGCAAUGCUAUAUGUCAGGAGCUGGCAGAAAUGACAACGAUAUGGAAAGCCCCCGCAUUUAUGGGGAGAAAGUUGCCUGUCAGCAAGUGGACACCCUUCUUGGUUUCUUAAAUGAUGAAAAUGAAGCAAAUAAGUUGAAUUCUAAGUUAAAAAUUAAUGACUCUUCUCAACAUCUGAACAACUCUGAUGCAGGAAAUUAUAUAAUGUCCAGGCCACCUGCUUUAUCACUUGAUGAGAGAAUGCUGAGGGCUUUGUCCUUCUUUAAGGAAUCAGCUGGAGGGGGAAUAUUGGCACAAGUUUGGGUACCCAUAAAGGAUGGUGACCAAUUCAUCUUAAGCACGAGUGAACAACCUUAUUUGCUAGAUCAAAUGCUUGCAGGGUACCGUGAAGUGUCCAGGACAUUUACAUUUUCUGCAGAAGGAAAAUCUGGUUGUUUCCUAGGACUUCCUGGUCGUGUAUUUACCUCCAAAGUUCAUGAGUGGACGUCAAAUGUUGGUUAUUACAGUAUGAAUGAGUACCUAAGGUUCGAGCAUGCAAUUAAUCACCAUGUUCGUGGAUCAAUUGCAUUUCCCAUUUUUGAUUUGCACUCGGAAUUUCUAUGUUGUGCUGUACUGGAAAUUGUGACUACAAAGGAAAAGCCAGAUUUCAACAGAGAAUUUGAAAUUGUUUCCCGUGCACUCCAGAAUGUAAAUUUAAGCACUGCCAAGCCUCUUCGAUGUCUUCCCCAGUGUCUUUCAAACAACAAAAAGGCUACAUUGACUGAGAUAGUUGAUGUGUUACGUUCUGUCUGUCAUGCACAUAGAUUACCGCUGGCACUUACAUGGCUUCCCUGUUGUUACACUGAGGGAUCAAGAGGUGAAGCUACAAGGAUACGAAUUAAAGGGUGCCAUUCAACUAUUAGUAGAAAAAGCAUACUCUGCCUUGAAGAAUCUGCUUGCUAUAUAACUGAUAGAGCACUGGCAGGAUUUGUCCGUGCAUGCACAGAACAUCAUAUUGAGGAAGGGAAAGGUAUAGCUGGGAAAGCUCUUCGAUCAAAUCAUCCUUUCUUUUGUCCUGAUGUGAAGGCAUAUGAUAUUAGUGAAUAUCCACUUGUCCAUCAUGCACGCAAGUAUAAUUUGAAUGCUGCAGUUGCAAUUAGGCUAAGGAGUACUUAUACCAAUCAUGAUGAUUACAUAUUGGAAUUCUUUCUGCCUGUUAACAUGACUGGGGGUUCAGAGCAGCAACUUUUAUUAGACAACCUCUCAGGUACCAUGCAGAGAAUUUGUAGUAGUUUGAGGACUGUGUCAGAUGCUGAAUCAUCAAGAAUAGAAAGUUCACAAGAAGGAUUUGAAAAGAAAAAUGCCCCCUAUUUUUCUCCUUUGUCACGUCAGAACUCUGGAGUACCAUUAAUAAAUGGUGACUAUCAUUCUGUCCCAAAGAUGUCAUUGACAGCAACUAACGCUGGAGACAAUGAAAUUGAGCCUUCUGCUAUUCAGGGAAGAAAUGGAGCAAAAAGACAGGUCCAGAAAAAUAGAAGUACAUCAGAGAAGAAUGUUACCUUGAGUGUUCUCCAACAAUACUUUUCUGGUAGUCUGAAGGAUGCUGCAAAAAACAUCGGUGUUUGCCCGACAACUCUGAAAAGGAUAUGUAGGCAACAUGGAAUCUCAAGGUGGCCGUCCCGCAAGAUUAAUAAAGUGAAUCGAUCACUGAAGAAGAUACAGACUGUGCUCGACUCUGUCCGAGGAGUGGAGGGAGGGUUGAAGUUUGAUCCCUCUAUGGGGGCAUUCGUGGCAAGAGGGUCAAUCAUCCAGGAAACUGAUGCACAUAAAAGUCUUCUGUUUCCUGAGAAAAGUAUUAUAAAAGACCCUGCACCUAUUACACAAGAAGCAGUCCCGGUACCAUCUGCACCUUGUAAUGAAGUUGAGAAUUUUUCAUUUAAGAUGGAGGAAAAAUUGAAGAAAACCAAUGCUUUUUCCGUUGGCUGUUGUGAAGAUUCAAAAUCAGUGGCAAUUGACGAUGGGUCAUGCGAAAUGGAAAGCCUUUGCACCAAGGUGCAGAAUUGUCCUGAGCAAGCUUGUUUGGGCUCUGUUCUUGCAAAAGAACAAGAUAAAUGGACUCGGAACAAGAGUGGUUUGAGAGUAGAAAACUUUAAAUGCAGUAUUCUUGGUCAGAGUUCAAAUUCCUUGAUUGGUAAGGAGAUGGACAUUGGUGUAGAUGGGGAUGCUGGGGUUGUUGAACCUAACCACCCCAGUUCCUCAAGCUUGACAGACUCAUCUAAUGACUCUGGUUCAAUGAUGCAUAGCAUUUCAUCAGGUUCUCAGAGCUUCAAGAACCAGAAUCAGUCCAAAGUUAAGUCAACCAUCGUUGAUAGUGGGUCAAAACUAAUUGUCAAAGCUAUCUAUAGAGAAGACACCGUUCGAUUCAAGUUCGAUCGAUCUGCUGGUUGUUUCAGGUUAUAUGAAGAAGUUGCAGCAAGAUUCAAACUACAAACUGGGUCAUUCCAGCUGAAAUAUCUAGAUGAUGAAGAGGAAUGGGUGAUGUUGGUGAAUGAUGCUGAUUUGCAAGAGUGUCUAGACAUAUUGGAUGAUAUUGGUACAUGCAGCGUCAGGUUUCUUGUCCGUGAUUUGCCUUCCAUUUUAAGCAGUUCUGGCAGUAGUAAUAGCUACUUGGGAGGCAGCUCAUAGAUGUGGUUGGCGACUUCAAUGUGAAAAUUAAAGUCUCACUUUGACAAGAUGAUGUUAGUUUUUCGGAAUCUUCUAAAGGUUCUGCAUCUUGAGGAGUUUGAAUGUUAGCCACAAGCCACCUACGCCAAGUGAAAAGCUUCAAUUAUCCAAACGUAGUGCAUUGUCAAAUUAUCAUUUCUGAAUAUCUUUUUGGAAGAUAGAAAGGUGCGGUUCAUUGGAAGUAUUGCGUGUUAAAUUCAUAGUUCUGUACAUAUCGAUCGAACACAUAGCAGCAGAAUAGAAAUUUGUAGUGGUAGUGGCAGUAAUCAGGACUGAGGUAAACAGUUCUGCAAUGCUGUGAUCGCACUCUGUAAUUGUAAAUAGACAGUAUCUGGAUAGAUUGAUUCUCAAUGACAUAAUAUAGCUAAAGUAUGGUUGUAUGGAUAAAAGAGGACAAAUCCAAGUUACGUGGCUACAACGACUACUAAUUCAGUAUCGCCCCAAGGCGAUUAUAAAAGUUAUUGUAGAUUUGGUGAU
This is a messenger RNA of Vigna unguiculata (cowpea), 4545 nucleotides long. RefSeq names its product protein NLP8-like. Gene Ontology annotation, molecular function: DNA-binding transcription factor activity; protein binding. The record is from RefSeq and is a predicted model, not a curated record. NCBI's taxonomy places the organism in Eukaryota, Viridiplantae, Streptophyta, Magnoliopsida, Fabales, Fabaceae.